This is a messenger RNA of Microbotryum saponariae, 543 nucleotides long. The record is from the annotation of a GenBank genome assembly. Lineage: Eukaryota; Fungi; Basidiomycota; Microbotryomycetes; Microbotryales; Microbotryaceae.
AUGACGUUGUCGCCGCACUGGCCUGGCCCACACCCGCGAGGUCACGAGUUGGCCGGUGUUGGAGCAGCAGCGACGACUGCAACCGCUACCUCGAGCGCGACCACGACGGGCAAGCGCAUGAUGGCGUCCAUGUCUCACCACGCACACCGACCCCACGACGCGUCGACGGACCUGGCCCAUUCUCCCAAUCCCUCCUUGGGGACCAAGCUUUCGUAUGAGAUUCGACUCGAAGGCAAAGGCGUAGUGACGGGCUCGCUGUACGACCCCGUUCGUCAUGAGGCGAAUUCCCUGCGUGCGCUGCUCAGCGCGCCGUCGGCGGGCGGAGUGGUGGGGUCGUCUGCCACCCCUCACGCACGCGCUCCUGCGAUUGGCUCGACCACCGCAACCAAGCGCAGGGCCCAUUCCCCCGCCCGGCAGGAACAUCAAUUACCGGGGAAACGGAAGCGUAUUGUAGCUGCUACUGCUACUGCAGCUCGUGGUCGUUGUGAGUCUUCAUGUGCUUGUCCUGGCAUGGUCCCUUUGCACUUGGGUCCGGCCGAGUAG